This is a messenger RNA of Paramormyrops kingsleyae, 2236 nucleotides long. Its product is annotated as zinc finger matrin-type protein 4-like. The record is from RefSeq and is a predicted model, not a curated record. Lineage: Eukaryota; Metazoa; Chordata; Actinopteri; Osteoglossiformes; Mormyridae. Gene Ontology annotation, molecular function: zinc ion binding; nucleic acid binding. Gene Ontology annotation, cellular component: nucleus.
UCCAGUCUUCCUCUCUCACUGUUCUUCUCGCUCCCAGCUCUCUCACUUCGGCACCAGCGGGAUCCGUGUCGGUGCCGAAUUACUGUUUCAAUGUGAUGCGAGAAGAAACGGAGACAAGCUGCCGCUCCUCAUUUCUGUCUUCCUAGUUAUCCUUUAUUGCCGAAAAGGGGAUGCACACUAUUAUUAUCCGAAAGACGGAUUAAGAAACCACUGAUAACAUUGCAGGCUCCUUCCAAAGCCGCUCAUCGGGCUCUUUUUUGGGAUACAUGUGCGUUAAAAACUUUAGAGUUGAAUUUGCGGAGUGAAGCUGCGAAGAAACACCGAGAUGAAGUCGGCUGGGCCGUGUGACGGGGAACUCUUCACAGAGAGCUACUGCAACAUCUGCAACGCUCAGCUUAUCUCCGAUUCGCAGCGCAUCGCCCACUACGAGAGUAAAAAGCACGCAAACAAGGUGCGACUCUUCUACAUGCUGCACCCUGAGGAUGGCGGCCCCCCCUCCAAGAGGCUCAGGCCAGACAACGCGGGCAACGAUGAGACCGAAGUCGACCAGAACAAGUGCUGCACCCUCUGCAACAUGUUCUUCACCUCUGCCAUCGUGGCCCAGUCCCACUACCAGGGCAAGACCCAUGCGAAGCGAGUGCGGCUUGUCCUGGGGGCAGCGCCUCCUCUGGCCCCCAGCCCUGCAGACUCGUCCUCCAAGACGCCACCGUGGCCCCCAGUGUGUAACGGCGAGGCUGGAAAAUAUUGUGGGCUCUGUGGCGCAUGGUUCAACAACCCGCUGAUGGCGCGGCAGCACUACGAAGGCAAGAAACACAAGAGGAACGCGGCGCGGGCCAGGCUGCUGGAGCAGCUGGCGGGCAGCAUGGACGCCACGGAGACCACAGGGCUGCGCAGCACCUUCUCCUGCGGCAUAUGCAAGGUGACCCUAAACUCCAUCGAGCAGUACCACGCGCAUCUCCAGGGCUCCAAGCACCAGAACAACUUGAAACAGCUCCAGCACUGAGGGAAACCAUCCUGGAAGACGGGGAACUGCUUGAAGCAGGACAGGGAAACUUUGCCGCCUUCCAGAAAUUCAUAGCGUGUUUUAAAUCUAUAAGGUUUUGCUGGAACAGCUACCCGGCCAUCUUGGAUAUUGAGGAGCCGCUGGAGUUCACCCUAACCCCCAACUCUACUCACUGACAGCCAGCUUUAUUGUUAUAAAUGCAUACAGUAUAUGAGAAACAAUAAGAAUUAUUCUAAAGCAGAAACAACUAUCUCUGCCUUUUUUGUGGUCUUUUUGAAACAAUUUUUUUUGUAUGUGGAUAAACAUGAUCAGGUUCUGUGAUGCAAAGAUGUAGUCAGACGUGUUUUGGCUCUGGAGAGGAAGCAGCGAACUGGAUGCAUUUGGGACUCUACAAUGUGCAGCUGGACAAGCCAUGUGACUGAUGUGAGGAGCUGUGAGCAGCCCGGGUGCAGGGACAGGCCCGGCUUUGGCUCCGGUCCAUGGGAACCUCAUCGGGACCUUCAAGUCGACAAAGACCAAACAGAGGAGCAGCUAGUACCUGAUGGCACAGACACACACCACAGGGUGACCUCGUUCUGUCGGAGAAUUUACUGUUACUAUUAAAAGAAGAGCAGAGGACCUUGAACGUGAUCUUGUGCCACAAAACAAACAUUCCCUUCUCUUGACUAUUUCUUGUAACAAAAAUGUGAUACAGUUGAUUUGGAGAUUAUGCUAUUUAGCUAUUGUGUACAAACACUGGAAUGGUGACAGUCCUAUAGAAAAGUCUAUGAUUCUAUAUUUUUAUGUGAAUUUCGCACAGUUCAAAAGCAAAAUGCUCCAUUAUCACAUUAUCAAAAUCGCUAUCUAAACAUUUUCCUUGAUGUUGCUUAUAGAAUGGGUCAUAAAAGCUCAGUGGAUCAUUAACCACACCUUUGAACCUUGGAGCUCAGAAACAGACGCUGAUGCUACUGGAUGAUGCUUGGCUCUGUUUGAUAUUACCAGGUUUUUUAUAGUGCAGAUGCAUUGCAUUCAGAAACACAGAUUAUACUAACAGAUUAUAUUAACAGCCAUUAAAGCAACUAGACUUAAAAUCCAUCACUAAGCAUUAAUGUGAUUGAGCAUUUAAUUACCAUAUAUGCCAUUAUGAAAUAAACUAAAGUUAUGUAUGUUUCAGCCUAAAACUGCAUUAAAUUGCUUUGUUCCAAAAUUAGCAUCUAUGAACUGACUAUUAAAUAAAGGGCUAUAAUUUAAGGA